AUGAACAACAUACAAAAGAAAAGACCUUUAAAUGGAAAGAAUGUAAAGGCAACUGCUGCAGUAGUAGAAGAGUCAAAGGCAAAGAUACUUGCUAAAAAACAACAAGAGGAAGAAGAAGAACAAAGUAGCAGCUUUGAAGAAGAAGAAGAAGAAGAAAAUAGUAUUGAACAAGAUGAAGAUGAAGACGAAGAAGAGGAUAGUAUUGAAGAAGAUGAAGAGGAACAAGAUAGUGAAAGUGAUAGUGAUGAAGACGAUGAAAUGAAAAAUGCAUUACAACCAACAAAGAAAAAAGUAAAGAUUAAUAAUCAAACUAGUUCACAAGUCAUCAACAACAACAACAACAACAAAAAAGACAAUGUAAAGAAUGAAGGAGAAGAAGAAGAAAAUAAUGAAUCAUCAAACAAUACCAAGAAAGCAAGCGCUGCUGCUUGGAUGGAUGAUGAUGAUGAAAAUACUGUUUUACAAAAAAAGGCAUUAUCUAAAAUGCCAAAAUGGGCAAAGAAAUCAAAACCAGUAGUUGAUGGAGAAGAAGAAGAUGAAGAGGAUUUGGAAGAUUAUAAUCAUGAUGCAGUUGAAGAAAAGGUAUUCCAAAAUGUUACCAAACUUAUCACUGAUAAGGCAAAUAUCGAUUAUUCAGUGUUGGCAGUCAAAACAUUUAAAGUUUUCCAUGAGAGUAAAAAGGUGAUUGCUAUCGACAAUAAUAAUGAAUUCAAUAUUACCUGUGUAGCAUCACAAACCAAUCUGCAUAUUUAUAGACAAGGUACUUUAAAGAGAGCCAUUUGUUCAUUCACCUAUCCACAAGGAUUCAAAGCAAACUUUGUAUCUUUUAUUCCAAAUACCAAUAACAUUCUCAUCGUUGGAACUUAUGGUCAUUAUUAUUUAUUUAAUCCAGAAACUAAAGAUUUAAAACAAAUUAAUUUGAGAAUUGGUAAAAAUACAUUAAAAUCAGUUGCAGUAUCAUUUAAUUAUUAUGCAAUUGAAGAUUCACUUGGAAAGAUUUCUUUAAUUUCAAAUACAUCCAAUACCGUAGUCAAUAAUAUUCAAUUGUCAAAGGGUAAUGUAUCUGCCAUUAAAUUCUCACCCGAUGGAAACACCCUCUACGUUGCCAGUGAAGGUAGUGUUUCAUGUUUUAAUAUCAAGACUAUGCGUAUCUCUCAUCGUUUCAAGGAUCUUGGUAAUGUUAGCACUCAAUCAAUUACUUCUAUUUGUUGUUCACCAAAUGGAAAUUAUUUAGCUACUGGAUCUGAAAGUGGAAUUGUUAAUAUUUAUGAUAUAAAAUCAAGUAUGACAAGUGAAACACCAACACCAUUGAAAUCAAUUUCUUCGAUUAUCUAUCCAAUCACAGAUUUGGCAUAUGAUCCAACCUCUAAAUAUCUAUGUGCAGUGUCUGAGCUACAAAAGGAGAUUGUCAGAGUCAUCCAACACCCAUCACUCAACGUUGUGUCGAUGGUCAAGGUACCAAAGGUUGGCCAACUCACUAAAUGUUCAUUUGAUCAUCAAGGAUAUCUUGUAUUUGGUAAUGCCCGUGGUACAAUCUAUCAACAUACUGCCAAAUUACAUCAUAAAUCAAUUUAA
Molecule: messenger RNA, 1575 nt
Organism: Cavenderia fasciculata
Lineage: Eukaryota; Evosea; Eumycetozoa; Acytosteliales; Cavenderiaceae
Gene: utp18
Product: WD40 repeat-containing protein
Exons: 4
Coding region: 1-1575 (524 amino acids)
Biological process (GO): rRNA processing
Cellular component (GO): Pwp2p-containing subcomplex of 90S preribosome; small-subunit processome
Molecular function (GO): protein binding
Source: RefSeq, a predicted model, not a curated record